AUGUUGUACUUGGCAGGUUUAGCAUUCGCUUACUUGGCGCUUGCCGAUCCAAAAUCGUGCACCAACUCUCAAAAUUGUGCAUCUGGAGAUAACUGUCUAGAUGUCAAUAUGAAUGGUUCUCCUACAGAGGUUUGCACAAAAUGCGAGCCAAACAACGUCCCGAUCGACGGGGCGUGCAAGCCGGCCGCAGACAACACGAACAGCUGCGUAACCUCGGAUAGCGGGGCCGGCGGGGUUUGCGCGUCGUGCCAGGGGAGCACCUACCUCUACAAGGGCGGGUGCUACGCCGCGUGCCCUCAGGGAACACCAAACUCUGAGACUAACACAUGCGAUGGAGUCCCCGCCCCUGAUUGCAAUCUCGCCAACUGCGAGGUGUGCUCGGAGGACAAGCAGAAGUGCACAAAGUGCCAAAGUAACUACUUCCUCACUCCAGAGAAGAACGCUUGCUUGGCGUCUUGUCCGGCCGGGUCGUACGCGGUUGGGCAAACGUGCGCGCCCUGCGACCCCUCCUGUGCGGAGUGCAGCGGGGCCGGCGCUUCCAAGUGCACGGCCUGUCCCGCCGGGAAGAUGCUGAGGUACGCCGACGAGAGCAAGCUUAAUGAGGGCGGCCAGUGCGUGGAGCAAUGCGUGGAGGGCCCGGAGUGCGAGACGUGCGGCCUAACAAUUGGAGGUACCAAGUACUGCUCGAAGUGCAAGGGGAACAACGUGCCGCUCAAUGGCGUCUGCACAAGCAAUGCGGCCAGGACUCGGUUCUGCACCACUGUCGCUAACGGUGCUUGCACGGUCUGCGCCGCCGGAUACUUCAUCCAGGAGGGCGGAUGCUACAAGACUGACAGGCUCCCCGGGAAAAGCAUCUGCACAACGCCCACUGGGGAUGGAAAAUGCCAAACGUGUGCGAAUGGCUUGACAGCUGUCUCGAACAUGUGUCCAUUAUGCGACUCCACUUGUGCGACAUGCACCGUGGCCAAUCAACCCGAUAAGUGCAGCACGUGUCCACCUGGCCGUUACUUGGACGCCAGUAAAGCAUGCAAACUGUGUACAGAGACAAGCGGUAGCAUCCAGGGCGUCGCUAACUGCGCGAGCUGCGCUCCUCCAACUGGUAAUAGUGGUUCUGUCAUCUGCUACGUCAAGACGGAUGGCACUGACAACGGCGGAAGCACGAAUAAGAGCGGCCUCAGCACAGGCGCUAUAGCGGGCAUCUCCGUCACGGCGGUUGUCGUCGUGGCUGGCCUUGUGAGCUUCCUCUGCUGGUGGUUCCUCUGUAGGGGCAAGGCGUGA
Messenger RNA from Giardia duodenalis, 1278 nucleotides. RefSeq names its product VSP. NCBI's taxonomy places the organism in Eukaryota, Fornicata, Diplomonadida, Hexamitidae. The record is from RefSeq and is a predicted model, not a curated record. The transcript has a single exon. The coding region runs from base 1 to 1278 and encodes 425 amino acids.